Molecule: messenger RNA, 1184 nt
Organism: Spodoptera exigua (beet armyworm)
Lineage: Eukaryota; Metazoa; Arthropoda; Insecta; Lepidoptera; Noctuidae
Source: the annotation of a GenBank genome assembly
AUGUUCGUGCGCCAUACAUCACUAGUGUUGGAGUUCCUGGCUGCACAUGGAUGGUUUGUCCUGGGGGGCAUCGCAGCAGCCAUCUACAUCUACCACAAGUUACGGCCGACGCUCGACAGGUGGCGCCAGCAGCGUGAGGAUGCAGAGUACCAUAAGAACCCGGACGUGGCGCUGGCCCGCAUGGAGGCAGUGCAGCGCGCGCGCGAGGCCCAGCAACAGAAGUUGUUGGCUGACUCACAGAGGGCGCUAGAGCUGCAGAAAGAGCUACAGCGUCUGUCUGUCUGUCUGUCUGUCUGUCUACAGAAAGAGGAACGUAAGCGCGCGGAGCUGGCGGAGCGGCUGGAGAAGUAUGGCGCCGCCGCCGGCGGACACCGGCUCGGGGAGAGGCAGGACGAGAGCGUGUUGGAGUUCCUGGCUGCACACGGAUGGUUUGUCCUGGGGGGCAUCGCAGCAGCCAUCUACAUCUACCACAAGUUACGGCCGACGCUCGACAGGUGGCGCCAGCAGCGUGAGGAUGCAGAGUACCAUAAGAGAGACGUGGGCACCUCCUGGCAUCCACGACACACAGUUCACGUGGGUGUAAAGCAAUUCAUCUUCUUUGUUCCAGUGUUGGAGUUCCUGGCUGCACACGGAUGGUUUGUCCUGGGGGGCAUCGCAGCAGCCAUCUACAUCUACCACAAGUUACGGCCGACGCUCGACAGGUGGCGCCAGCAGCGUGAGGAUGCAGAGUACCAUAAGAACCCGGGCGUGGUGCUGGCCCGCAUGGAGGCAGUGCAGCGCGCGCGCGAGGCCCAGCAACAGAAGUUGUUGGCUGACUCACAGAGGGCGCUAGAGCUGCAGAAAGAGAGAGAGGAACGUAAGCGCGCGGAGCUGGCGGAGCGGCUGGAGAAGUAUGGCGCCGCCGCCGGCGGACACCGGCUCGGGGAGAGGCAGGACGAGAGCGACUACUUGCCACUGAGCGGAGGAGCGUCCACGUCCACGUACCGCCCCCCCAAGAAGUCCAAGUGCGGCGGCGGAGGCUGCGGCCGAUAGCCCGAGGGACUGGGGGACGGCGCAGUACGCGACUAGAACAACGAUUGCGAGUGUCGCGGCCAUUCUGUGCUCCUCUUUAUAUCUAUCAUCAAUAAAUAUACGCCCUCUUGGGAGAUAUGCGCGUGUCUCAUUUCCGCCCCACUCGCUGCUCG